AGCUGGUAAGUAGUCGGACUGGAGUGCAUCCACAAGUGAAGGAACAAACAAGCAAGCAAGCGUUUCUGGACGGUGCGUGGUUAGCCAGCCGGGCUCCCGUCGCUCCUAGCUCUUCUUGGCUUGCACUCUGGACCAGCGAAUUAGCUGGCCGUAAGACCCAGCGCAAGGAUGUUCUGGGCUGGCGCGGCAGCGGUGGCGUCACGUUCACUUUUCAUGCAACGGCUCUGGCGACACUGGCCAAUCACUUCGCUCGAGAUCGUCUUCGUGACGCUGUGCUUCUUCACCAUGCUGGACGCUGACGCUCCGGAGCCAAGGUCUCUCCCCGACUUGCGGAGGAUGGAGUCCACCAGCGUGGCGCUGGGCCACGCCUUGGUGCCUGGCGUAGUGUACGUCCCUCGCACAGACUACACCGAGGAGCUGGUGAGGAGAGCGUUCGCAUCCAUCGAUGAUCCUUACGUAAAGCUGAGGAAGAACGCUCCGGAGAGAGGAAGACGUCAAAGCAAAGAGAUGCGAACAACGAACAAAUCUGGCGAGAAGUCCAAGGCCGCCAUUCAUCCGGACAACUUCUACGCCGCCAAGUGGGACAAAGGGGCGGUUCUCGAAGCCUGCAAGGCCGCUUCAGCUCAGGGGUCACAGCGGCCCUGCGUCUUGUUCAACGAGUGGCCGGGAGAAGGGGCGCGCCUCGCCUACAGCCUGCUCCUGUUCGUGCCCGACAUCGCGUUCGUGCCCGAGACGUUUCGGCUCGGUCGCUCCCCACUGAUGAGGCAGAUGUUCCUCGACAAGAAGGCGAUCGAUGCGGCUUUCCAGUUUCAGCAGGCAUUGGACACGGCCCACAUAAAUCUUCAAAGAAACAUGACCACUGAUGUGCCUCUGUACCACGUGUUUGCUCGACAGAUCCCCGAUCCUGUGCCCAUCUCAGACGGAACAAGAUACCGGAACAUGUUCUACGUAAUCCUCACCUUGGCGUUCGCUGCCCCUUUCGUGCGACUCAUUCACGAGAUUUCCAGUGAACUGGCGACAGGCCUCAAGGAGAAUCAAAUCGCUGCGGGGGUGACCCUGGGCGCCUUCUGGACGGGCCACUUCGCGUCGGCUCUGACGGUGGUUCUCGUAGAAAGCGUGUGCGCAGUCUGCGUGAUGGUCAAAGUGAAAACGGGAGCCACCCAGAGUCCCUACUUGGACCCCUCGGAUGCCGGCCUGCUGCUGGGGGCGUUCGUCGCGUUCUCCGUCUCGCACACCCUCCUCGCCUUUGUGGUGGCAGCUGCCGUGCCACGAGCGCUGUGGUCAGAAACGAUCGGCUUCCUCGUCUUCGCUAUCCUGCCAGCCUGGGAGGGGCUCGACUUCCUGUUCGACUCGCUUGGCUCGUACCUUCGCACCGGCAGGUUGUCCAAACUGCGCCUCUGUUUCUACCCGAACCUUGGAAUCACUAUGGCCGUGAGAAUUAUCGCCGUGUUCCGGGAUUUCGGUGGAACGAGGGACUGGAACAUUGUUGGUAAAAAAGCUUUGAACCUCGACAACGUGACACUUCUCGAGAUAUGGCUUGCAAUGCUGGCCGCAAAUGUCGUGAUGAUAUUCCUCAUCUGGUACCUGCCACACGUGUUGCCAUGGGCAAAUGCUUGUCCAGAACACCCGCUUUUCUUUAUUUCGCCAAGAUACUGGACGUCAUUGAGGAUUUUAAGCGUCGCCGAAAACAAUGCUGACAAGCCACAUGCCGUUCGUUUUGAGCCGGAGCCCUCACACCUGCAACGCAUCCUACGUGCUAAAGGCAUCACCCAGAAGAUUCACGGCAAAAUCGUGCUCAACGCCGUAGACCUCACCUUCUAUGCCCCUCAGGUCACAGUGGUGGCCGGCCCAUCUGGCGCCGGAAAAACGGUACUUCUGAAAAUUCUCGCAGGUUUGUUGAGACCAACGCGAGGUCGGGUUGAGAUUAGCCACCUGGAUUCUUCCGAGGACGGCGACUGGAAUGUGAGAAGUGCGAUGUGCCCCCAGAACAAUGUUCUAUUCAGUGACCUCACAGUGUGGGAGCACCUGGCGUACUUCGCUCUAAUGCAAGGAGGUUCCCUUGUCAGCAUUCGGGAACGCAUCCAGGACUGCUUGGUCAGCAUGGACCUGCUCGACAAAUCUGCAAGCUUCCCUGCCGCUCUCACACCAGGCUUGAAACGCCGUCUCUGCGUUGCCAUUGCACUUGUGACCGAGGCGCACAUCCUGUUUCUUGACGAGCCGAUGACAGGCUUGGACACAGACACCCGAAGGAACAUCUGGAACGUCAUCGCGAGCGCCUCCCGCAGGCUCACCGUUGUCCUUUCUUCCCACGAAAUGACCGAGGCGGACUGUCUUGCUGACCGAAUAAUCUUACUCUCGCACGGAGAAGUUAUUUGUGAUGGUUCUCCGGCAUACUUGAAGAACGCGUGCAAAGCAGGCUUUAAGCUUCGAAUUGGCGUGAACCCUAGCCAGUUUCCGUUCGAGAGGCUGCUGAAGGCUGUGCGACAUUGGGCUCCCGGAUCUUUCGCCGAACACUCUGAGGGCGAUGAGAUGACGAUUUCGCUCGAGACUCGUCAGAACCAAGACAUGCUUGCUGUCAUCAAGGCUCUGGAGGCCAAAGCGUACGAGCUACAAAUCAAGAGCGUCGCCGUGUCUGUGGCCACUAUGAAGGAUCUCUACGUGAGGAUUGCUGAACGUUGGAUGCCGGACAACAAAUAUAGUUACCUGCCAAGCGAUGGCGACGUCAAGGCCGCAUGUACACCUGUUAUCAAGAGACCGCAUGGCGUGAUUCGAUUCUAUGCGCUUCUGACCAAGCGCUUCUUUUGGCUGUCACGGUCUUACUUCGUCAUCGUUGCGGGCUGGUUUUUACCGGUGUUCAUAUUUUCCUUUGCCAUCUAUGUCACGUCCACCAAACUCUUCACGGCAAGAGGCCAAAUGCGCUCGAAGUCCAUCGACUUACGCUUCUCGGAGCAAUUCCCCGAAGCGAAUGUUUUCCUUCAAGCCAAUUCGAGCGACUUGACAAAGCACUUCCUUUCGCUGUUGAGGCAGCAAGGGGCCACAGUGAUCCCCAUGAAGAAUGCCUACCUCAAGCUGCGCACCAUGGCUGAAGAACACUACGACCAGUACAGCACGACGAUUGCCUUCGGCGGCGUCUUCAGUGGCAGCGAGAUUGAAUUGUGGUACAGUCCGUACACCCCCGUCAGCAAAGCCGUGGGCCUGAACUUGAUCACCACGGCGCUGAACCAGGUCUACUCCGGAGACAAUUCUGGCCAUAUUGUUACUACGCUGAGCGUCUACAACAAAAGCAGGUCUCACGAGUCCUGGCCUUCAGCAUUUGUGCCAGAGCUGGCACGCAAUUGGAUUUUCUGGAGCCUGCUACCGGUUGUGGCAUUCGGAUUCCUAACAGCAGUAUUCGUGCUGCAGCCAUCGUCCGAGAAGCUGAGCGGAGUGAAGGCCCUGCUCUCCCUGUCAGGCACUCCUCCACCACUCGACCUCUUUGCCAACUUGGUGUUCGACCUGCUUUUCUACGUUGUCCCCAUGGGUACAUGCUUCGGAUUGUAUGCCUGGUUCUUCCGGCCGAACAAAUUUACAGCAGAGGUCUUGGCUCUCAUCGUGGCCUGCUUCGCGCCGGCUGCCAUUCUCUGUUCGUACUCUAUCGCGGAACUGUCCAACACACUGCAGUCCACUUAUGCCGUCUGCGUAGGACUCUUCGUCGUAGGAGCGCCAGCCGUGUGCGUGUGGUACGCCCUGCGCACCGCCUUUCUUCGCCGUGGCGUCCCUCGAGCGGCCUUCUCCUGUUUCCCGCCGUUCGCCAUGACUUCGAGCGUGGUGCGCGCAGUCAACCUGCCGGUGGAAGCCGAAGCGUGCGUGGCACUGCGCGCCACUCGCGCUGGAGCGCGCACCGCCCUGCACUCGGCUUGCCCCAACGUCAGCUCCUUGGGACCCGGAUUUCAGCACUGCUGUGAAAUGAUUGCAGACAACUUGCCGGACCAGUGGGACAUCCUGAGCCCGCUCAGCCUCUCGGCAAAUAGUGUGCUGGUGGACCUGGGAAUCCUCCUUUUGGAAGCGAUUAUCCUUUUCACCGUUCUGUGCACAUGUCCUCCGCGUAUGGGGCGAUCAUUAAUACGACGCAAAAUCAGCGAUGUCGGCGAAGGCCACGUGACUGACGAAGGUGUCACGGCGGAAAAGCUUGCUGUCGAAAGAGCGUGCGCAGAAGGCGGCAACAUGGCCGAAUACGCCUUGGUCGUCAACGGUGUCUCCAGAUUCUUCGGUGACGCGGAGGCCGUGAAGAAUGCGAGUCUGGCCGUGCGACCGGGAGAGUGUCUCGGUCUGCUCGGAGUCAACGGCUCAGGAAAGACCACUCUGCUCAACGUGAUGGCCGGGAUCGUGCCUCCGAGUAGGGGAGAGUGUUACUCGAAAGAAGGGAGCACCUUAGGCGGCGCUCAGAAGUGGCAGUCGGACAUCGGGCUCUGCCUUCAAAGCGGUGGAAUUCCUGAAUCAAUGUCUGCCAGGAGUUUUCUAAGGCUCCUGGGUCGCCUGCGCGGUGUUUCCGAGUGGCAAGUUGGCGAGGCGGCGGAGUCUCUGCUGACGCUCUUUGACAUGAAGAAGCCGCGGGAUGAGCCAUGUUACACGUAUGUGCACGCAGACAAGCGCAAGCUCUCCAUCGCCGCUGCUCUUUUAACCAUGCCUCGCAUCGUGUUGCUGGACGAGCCGUACGCGGGCAUCGACAUCGCAACGAAAAAGCUCAUCGCUCACGUCCUCAAGAGGGUCACGUCGAUUGGGAGGCUCUCAGUCGUGCUUGCCACUACCAGCAUGGACGACUGCGAAUUGGCAUGCGACCGAGUAGCCGUCCUCUCCAAAGGCGAAAUAACCUCCGUCGGCACAGUGCCCGAACUCAAGGCAAAGCUUGCCAAAGGGCAUACUAUUCAGUUUGUUUUACAUCGUGUCUCCGGGGCCGACGCCGAAGUGUUCAAGAAUUGCAUUGAUGUGGUAUUUCCUGACCUGAAACUUCGUGACGUGUGUCAGAACACUCUAGAAUACAGCGCAGCGCAGAAAAUUCCCUGGGUGAAAUGGUUCGAGAAGAUCGUUGUCUUCGAGAAGAUGUUUGAUCUCGAGCACGUGUACAUUUCGGCGACUGAACAGACACAGUUUAUAGUCGUCGUUGCGAAAAAGAUAGAAACAUCGCACGUGACACAAGAUCUUGGAAAGGAGACCGCAAUGACGUAAAUUUAACAACGGGAAGCUCGCAAUAGUUUGAAAGCUUGAUGAAAUGCUCGAUAUCAAUAAGUAUGCGCCAUUUCCCUUUUUAUGUGAAAUAAAC
Dermacentor albipictus is the source of this 5299-nucleotide messenger RNA. RefSeq names its product phospholipid-transporting ATPase ABCA3-like. Gene Ontology annotation, molecular function: ATP hydrolysis activity; ABC-type transporter activity; lipid carrier activity. Gene Ontology annotation, cellular component: intracellular membrane-bounded organelle; membrane. Gene Ontology annotation, biological process: transmembrane transport; lipid transport. The record is from RefSeq and is a predicted model, not a curated record. Lineage: Eukaryota; Metazoa; Arthropoda; Arachnida; Ixodida; Ixodidae.